Molecule: messenger RNA, 2247 nt
Organism: Colias croceus (clouded yellow)
Lineage: Eukaryota; Metazoa; Arthropoda; Insecta; Lepidoptera; Pieridae
Gene: Sam-S
Product: S-adenosylmethionine synthase
Exons: 11
Coding region: 324-1538 (404 amino acids)
Biological process (GO): S-adenosylmethionine biosynthetic process
Cellular component (GO): cytosol
Molecular function (GO): ATP binding; methionine adenosyltransferase activity
Source: RefSeq, a predicted model, not a curated record
UCGGAGUCAGUACGCAAGCGCAUCUCAAAGGAAAACGUUUAUUCAUAAAAUUCAUCAGUGUAGUGUGUUAAGUGUCUUCUAGUGAAUACUGUGUGCUAAGAAGGGUUAUACAGAAUCAAAACAAAAUAUUUACACCAAUAGCAAAUAGGAUUUCAUGAAGCAGUGACGCAAAAGAUUAUCGCUGAUUGGUCAAUAUUUGAGACACUACAGCGCCACUCCGACCUUAUAAAUAUCGGCGUGAGCUCGCGCCGGGCCUCUUUUCCACAGUAUUAUUACGAGAGGGUUUAGUCGUGUUAUUUUGGUGGGCUAACUCUAAAUUCAGAAUGCCGGAAACCUCAAAAAUGAACGGCUACGCGAAAACAAACGGACACAGUUAUGAUAUGGAAGAUGGAUCAGUGUUCCUAUUCACAUCAGAAUCAGUGGGCGAGGGUCAUCCAGACAAAAUGUGCGAUCAAAUAAGUGAUGCUAUCCUCGAUGCACAUCUAUCCCAGGACCCUGACGCAAAAGUUGCAUGUGAAACAGUAACAAAAACGGGCAUGGUAUUAUUGUGCGGCGAAAUUACCUCGAAGGCUAACGUCGAUUAUCAAAAGGUUGUGAGAGAUACCGUGAAACACAUUGGAUACGAUGAAUCUUCCAAAGGUUUUGAUUGGCGAACACUAAAUUUGUUAGUGGCAAUAGAAGAACAGAGUCCCAACAUAGCCGAGGGGGUCUAUCAAGAUAGAGAUGAAUUGGAUAUUGGGGCAGGAGAUCAGGGAUUGAUGUUCGGCUAUGCUACAGAUGAAACAGAAGAAUGUAUGCCAUUGACCGUAGUACUUGCACAUAGACUAAAUCAGAAAAUAGCCGAACUCCGACGAAACGGUGAAUUUUGGUGGGCGCGUCCGGAUUCAAAAACACAGGUGACCUGCGAGUAUGUUUUCGCUGGCGGUGCUACAGUUCCUCAAAGAGUCCACACUGUUGUUGUUUCAUUACAGCAUUCUGAAAAGAUUGCAUUGGAGACACUGCGCAAAGAAAUCAGAGACAAAGUUAUCAAGGAAGUGAUCCCGGCACAAUACUUCGAUGAAAGAACAGUUGUUCACAUCAACCCAUGUGGUCUAUUCAUUAUUGGUGGACCUCAGUCGGACGCGGGUCUAACGGGGCGCAAGAUCAUCGUGGACACGUACGGCGGUUGGGGCGCGCACGGCGGCGGCGCGUUCUCCGGCAAGGACUUCACCAAAGUGGACCGCUCGGCCGCGUACGCCGCGCGCUGGGUCGCCAAGUCGCUCGUCAAGGCGGGCCUGUGCCGCCGCUGCAUGGUGCAGGUCGCCUACGCUAUCGGAGUCGCCGAGCCCCUAUCCAUCACAGUCUUCGACUAUGGCACAUCACACAAGACACAGCAGGAACUCCUCUCUAUUGUACAAAAGAACUUCGAUUUGAGACCGGGCAAAAUUGUAAGAGAGCUGAACCUGCGCGCGCCGAUCUACCAGAAGACGAGCACGUACGGGCACUUCGGGCGCGCCGGCUUCCCCUGGGAGAGCCCCAAGCCGCUCGUCGAGGACUGACUCGCGCGAGCCCUAUCUACUAAGUAUUCCCUAGCGUAGUGCGUAGGCGUAACGGUGCCGGCAUUUCUGACUUUGAGUUAGUUCGGGACCAGGGCGGCAGUUCGACCAUUCGGGCGCAACCCCUCCCCCCACCCUGCGCGUCAACUGUGUUAUUUAUGAAAUCGUGUCUCGUACCCCGCCCGCCUCGAAUGGUGAACUGCCAGUAAUCUCGAAUGUUUCAUAUUGAGCUUUUGUAUCGGUUGGGCGGCGCCGGCCCCGAGCGCGUCACAGUGGACCCCCCCGCUGCAACGCGGCGCUGCGGGCGACGCGACACUUAGCGUAAGUGUUCAUAAGCUCGUAAGUGUGUAGCGUCGUGUAGUUUGAUAAUGUUUUUAGUGUAAUUCAGCUCGCCUCGCGCGCGGCGCCAUUUGUGUUGUGUUUCCGAAGAGGAUCGAAAGUGGAAAAGAGCCGUUUCGAAAACACACCGACCCGUUCGGGGCGCGUUUGCAUUUACGACGCCGCCGACGUUUAGAUGAAGUCGCGAUUGAACUUUAUGAAUUUAGACGUUUAGCGUUUCGAUUAUUCCUAGUUCGGGUAGCGAUUGAUGUGAUUGUAUUUUUCGAUCUGUUUCGACCCGUUCGACUUUGAUGACUAACUCUCUAUGGAAAUAAAAUUUGUCACGAUGUGAAAUUUGAAAAUAAAAAGUGUAUUCUCAAUGAUUGGGAUUCGA